Messenger RNA from Siniperca chuatsi (mandarin fish), 4158 nucleotides. RefSeq names its product ring finger protein, LIM domain interacting (gene rlim). The transcript has 5 exons. Gene Ontology annotation, biological process: protein ubiquitination; ubiquitin-dependent protein catabolic process; random inactivation of X chromosome. Gene Ontology annotation, molecular function: ubiquitin protein ligase activity. The record is from RefSeq and is a predicted model, not a curated record. The coding region runs from base 296 to 2227 and encodes 643 amino acids. Gene Ontology annotation, cellular component: nucleoplasm; cytoplasm. Lineage: Eukaryota; Metazoa; Chordata; Actinopteri; Centrarchiformes; Sinipercidae.
AGACGUAAACUGAAACCAUUUAGCCCGGGUAUUGCGGUGCCUGUAUCUACCUGUGAGGUUUAACUCAGGGAAAAUCAUCUGUGCUUUCUCAGUUUCCGGAAGAUCAUUCUAGCCUUCCUAACAGAAAGAAAAUGGAAACCUGAAAUCGCACUUAGCUAAACAGUCAAGCGUUUUUCAGAGAAUAUUAGAAGAAUAACUGGCUAGUACGAUUACAUUGCUAGUAACAUCAUUGAACAGCAACUGGAUCUUGCUGAAGAUUGGAGAACAUCCCUCGACCUCCCUCCCUUCUGAAUCAAUGGAAGGGUCCGACAGUUUAGAGCAGAGUGGCAGUGACCAGCCAGAGUCACAGCGCAGAAGACAGCUGGACCGCCUGGGCAGGGAGGAGGCCUUCUACCAGUUUGUCAACAAUCUCAGUGAUGAGGACUAUCGUCUCAUGAGAGACAACAAUCUUUUGGGAACCCCAGGAGAGGUAACAGAGGAUGAGCUGUUUAGUAGACUUCAGCAAAUCAAAGAUGGUCCAGAACAGCAGAAUAACACCCCCAUUACUGAAAGUGGAGAAGAUCCAGUUGAACCACCGGAAAGCUCUGAGGAUCCUCCCAGUGGGGAUAGUCUCUUGGACUGGCUGAACACAGUGAGGCGUACAGGCAACACAACUAGAACUGGUCAUCGUGGAAACCAGUCUUGGCGGGCCGUAAGCCAGACCAACCCAAACAGUGGCGAUUUUCGCUUCAGCUUGGAAAUUAGUGUGAACCGCAACCUGGCUGAACAGCAGGCAGCUGCUGAAGGGGAGCAGGAGUCUCCAGAGCAGCCUCCGGCUCCACAGGGCCAAGAAGUAGUGGCAAAUGCUGAACCACAGGUCCCCAUGGAGACAGAAGUGGUGGAAGAACCAGUUGUAGAAGAGUUGGCUGUCAUAGUGGAACCAGAGCCUGAACUGGAAGAGGUUGUUUCACAAGAGAUUUUAGGAGAACCUCCCAGCCCACCUGCUGCCCUGCCAGUACAACCACCGCUUCCUUCUUCUCCACGCAGAGGACAAAGGAGAGCCCGCAGCCGCAGUCCAGAACCACGCAGGACUAGGGCCCGUACAGCCAGGAGCCGCUCCCCUCUCAGCUUGGAUCAGCUAGAUGGUCUUCCUAAUCCACGUCAUGCUCACAGCUUUCAAGGCCCCAUCUCUGCCACCAAUGCUCCUCCUGUGCCUCAAGUAGAGGGCAGUUCUCGGACUCGACAACAUGUUCUUUCCAGGCAAAGCACUGCUGACAGUGAUGUUCCGGUAUCUAGGGCUGGCAUAGAAUCUGUCCCAGAGACCCAAAACUCUGGAUCUCAGGAAGGAGAAGUUGCUGGGGGGGAAGGGGGUGCAGCAGGGCGUCGUCCCCCUACUAUUAUGCUUGAUUUACAGGUGCGUCGUGUGCGUCCGGGUGAAUAUCGCCAACGAGACAGCAUUGCUAGUCGCACCCGCUCACGCUCCCAGAACUCAAACAACACAUUUCUUUAUGAGAGUGAGCGUGGUGGAUUUCGUAGGACUUUCUCACGCUCUGAGCGUGCUGGUGUGAGGACCUAUGUCAGCACAAUUCGCAUCCCUAUCCGAAGAAUCUCUGAUGCAGGUUUGGGAGAGGCAACCUCAAUGGCUCUCCAAUCUAUGAUUCGGCAGAUUAUGACUGGUUUUGGUGAACUUGGCUACCUCAUGGAUUCAGACUCUGAUUCUUCAGAUUCAAACCGUGGAGUCAACACACCUGCGGAUCUGACUGAAGCCCUCAACAACCCAGAUGCUACUCCUGCUGCUGCUGCUGCUGCUGAUGAACGACCUGUGGCUGCUGGAGUCAGAGCAAGGACAGCUGAGACUGAUAUGGAUGAGGGCCUUGCCACUGGUCCACCUGCGUCUGGUGGCAGGGCUAGACCUAGACCACCUAUUAGCCUAGAGGAGCCCAGCUCACUGCCCUUCCUGCGACUUGCCCACUUCUUCCUCCUAAAUGAUGAUGAUGAGGACCAGCCCCAAGGGCUGACCAAAGAGCAGAUUGACAACCUCUCCAUGCGCAACUUUGGUGAGAGUGAUGCAUUGAAGACUUGCAGUGUCUGCAUAACAGAGUAUGCAGAAGGUAACAAGCUACGUAAGCUGCCCUGCUCUCAUGAGUACCAUGUGCACUGCAUUGAUCGCUGGCUGUCUGAAAACUCCACUUGCCCCAUCUGCCGCAGGGCUGUCCUGGUAUCGGCCAACCGAGAGAGUGUGGUGUAGCUCAUAAAAGACUGCAGACCUUUUGUCUUAACCUAAGUAAUCUAAUAUCCCAAGUCCGUAAGAGGCUUUGAGGAAAUGUGUCUCCACUGUUGAAAUGUAUUUCCUUCAUACCAUUUGUGAGUUUGAUCAUAAUGCAGUCACAGGUUUGAUUUGGGGUGCUCCAUACAGUGACAUUGGGACAUAUUCAGUCUCUAGUAAGACAUUUAUUAUUGCAGUCCAAAGUUAGGCACAAGCAAUGCAUGCUGUUUGAAUCAUCCGGUAGUGACCAAGCAGUUUGUUGCAUUGCGUCAAGCCAUGCACAAAAGCAGACCUGUAUCUCCAUAAAGAAUCCCCUGGUUAUAAAUGCUGCACACCUGCAGGUAGUUCAGGCACAUCUGCUCUUUUGUAUUAGCUCCUAAAUGGCGCCUUAUAUACCAGAAGAUGGGUAUUGGUGCAGUUCUUAGUUACACCAGUAUUAGCUGUAAAUAAGCUUGUAAAAAUUAUUUUGAAUCAUACUUUGUAUCAGUGAAUUGGUUUUGGAUUGUAAAUUAUCUCAUAUGAAGAUUAGGGUGGUGUUGGCUGCAAUUACUCUAUCAGAGCAUCCCUAAAUUUGGUGUUAAACAAAUAGGUUGUAUCGAUGUACACAGCAGAAUUAUUUAGAGAUGGUGAUGUCCAAAGGAUGUAGGAUAUUAAUUGGUUUGCUGUUUACAGUGUGACUUGUAUACUCCCUUUUUGUUGACCUGAAAGAAAGAAACUACUACUUUGGAGUGGCAUAUACCAUGAAUUGAGUGUGCUGAAUGGUUUUAAAAAAUAGAAUGUUGUACAGGAAUAAGGAAAAGAUGAAUCCAACUAGGUUACAUAAGUUUAUUUUCUUGAUCAUUAAAAGUGAUUGAGUAGUAUUCAUACCAGAAAUUAGGGAUGUCUCAAUAUUGGUAGUAGAUAUUGGGUUGAUAUCAAGUUGUUGGCAUGUGAAUUUCCCCACCUUAAAAUACUAUACUAACAGGCAUGACAUGUCAAAAAUUUGAAUAUAGUUGCUUUUGCCCCACAUGUAAAGGACUUUUACUUUUUAAUGUACAACAAUGAUUUCACAAUCAUUUUGUCCUGUCAUCCAUUAACUACUGGUCUGAUUCUUUAUUUUUAACAUAUUGGAUUGUCUUUAAUUGUUGACUGAUGAAUUAAGGUGGUAUCAGUUAAGCUGGUAUUGGCAUGGAGUGAAAUGACCCGAAAUUGACCUAAAAUGAAAUGUAGACUCGCCUUCUCAACUCAAGUCAGAAUAUAUCUCUUAACCUGUAGGUCCACCUCAAUGUACAAAUGACAACUUAAGUUAUUAAUCCAAAGCUCUGUUUGUCAGACAUUUACCAAGUCUGGGAAAAAAAAAUCACAUCAUUGUCCUUCUGUCUUCUUAAGGUUCCAAUAGAAAGUCAAGAUGCUGGCCCACUGUGCCCUCCUCCUGCCUCAUGAGCAGAUAAUCCAUAUCAGUGUGCAAUACAUGCUAAAGUGAAAGUAGGGAAAUACAAACCAUGAUAUAAAUGUAUGAUAUUGUUAAAAACUGUUGUUAAUGGCUAAAAUCUUUAAUGAAGAUUUAAUAUCUUUUAAAAUGUGUUGAAGUUCAUUUAAUUUUAUUUAGAAGUUCUGUAGGUUUUAAUAGUACUGUUGAUGAACAGGAACACUGGCUAAAGGAAGAAAAGGGCAUCACUAUCAAUGCCAUCCUGUCAUGUUUCUUGUUUCACUGUUUGAUGUCUUUGCCACAAUUAUUACUUCCCUUUGUGGGACAUAAAAGUUUGAAUGCAAGACGUUGUCGUUGUAUACCAUAAACCUGUAAAUGAAAUGUAUGUUCCCUCUUAGGCCAUGCUUUAGUUUUGGCCUUGUUCUGUGACCCACCCAGUGCAGUAUGUCAACUGGGUGUUAAAUGAAACUAACCGCUGAAUUAAACAAGUUGUUAUGCUUCAAAA